GUGGCGACUGCUGCCUCUUGACUGCAUGGUCUGGUUACGUCAAUGCGUCCUUCGUCCCGGUUCCCACUCCCAAAGCUCAAGUGGAUCGCUGCAGCUUUUGGCACUUUCCGCCCUCCCUGGAUGAGCGUUUAGCUGGAGCUGAAGUGACCUCCGAAGGGGCUGCCGAGCUUCGCAGCCUGAACCUUGACAUUUCGGCUCGAGGAUUGGUGAUCAAGGCCGCUACAUCGCGCGGUGUGCCCCCGUCACCUUCCAUUGGUGCUCUUUGCGAUCAACUCUUUUGCGACUUCUACGCCCCUCACGUCGCAGCCAUGCGUGAGGCCAUCUGCAUCCACAUCGGCCAGGGUGGCGUGCAGAUCGGAAACGCCUGCUGGGAGCUCUUCUGCCUCGAGCAUGGCAUCCAGCCGGAUGGCCAGAUGCCCAGCGACAAGACCAUCGGCGGUGGAGAUGAUGCAUUUAACACUUUCUUCUCCGAAACGGGUGCUGGAAAGCACGUCCCUCGCUGCGUCAUGGUGGAUCUUGAGCCGACCGUCGUGGACGAAGUUCGCACAGGAACUUACCGUCAGCUGUUCCAUCCAGAGCAGCUGAUCUCUGGCAAGGAAGAUGCUGCGAACAAUUUCGCACGCGGCCACUAUACGAUCGGCAAGGAAAUCGUGGAUUUGGUUCUUGACAGGAUCCGCAAGCUGGCCGACAACUGCACCGGGCUACAGGGAUUUUGCGUCUACAACGCCUGCGGUGGAGGAACGGGCUCUGGCCUGGGUUGCCUCAUGCUGGAGCGCUUGUCCGUGGACUACGGCAAGAAGAGCAAGAUCUCUUUCACGGUGUGGUGCUGCCCGCAGGUGGCAACAGCAGUCGUCGAGCCGUACAACACAGUGUUAUGUGUCCACUCCCUGUUGGAGCAUACGGAUGUGACGAUCAUGUACGACAACGAGGCCUUGUACGACAUUUGCCGCAGGAACCUGGACAUCGAGCGUCCCACGUACACCAACCUGAAUCGUCUGAUCGCCCAGAUCAUCAGCUCUCUCACGGCCAGUCUGCGCUUCGACGGAGCCUUGAACGUGGACAUCACGGAGUUCCAGACGAACCUGGUGCCGUACCCGCGCAUCCACUUCAUGCUCACGUCCUAUGCUCCGGUCAUCUCUGCCGAGAAGGCNNGUUUUCGCUGCUUUGGUUUUGACCUGGGUGCUAUCGGUCAAUUGGCAGUCGACAGACCGGAAGGCGGCGAUGUUGUGCCAAAGGAUGUGAAUGCGGCCGUGGCCACCAUCAAGACCAAGCGCACCAUCCAAUUCGUGGACUGGUGCCCGACGGGCUUCAAGUGUGGCAUCAACUACCAGCCACCCACCGUGGUCCCAGGUGGCGACUUGGCAAAGGUCAUGCGCGCUUGCUGCAUGAUCUCCAACUCCACGGCCAUCGCCGCAGCGUGUUGGGGCCCUUUCCGCACAACUGCCAACGACAUGUUGUGGCUGAAGGCGCUAGACCCUUUUGCAGCAUCCUCUUGCGAGCCCCGUUCGGCCAAGAAGCGAGCCUUCGUGCACCACUACGUUGGUGAAGGUAUGGAGGAGGGUGAGUUCUCGGAGGCGCGCGAGGAUUUGGCCGCCUUGGAGAAGGAGUAUUAG
Molecule: messenger RNA, 1613 nt
Organism: Symbiodinium necroappetens
Lineage: Eukaryota; Dinophyceae; Suessiales; Symbiodiniaceae
Source: the annotation of a GenBank genome assembly